AUGACUCGCUCCAGCAACCCGCAGCUGGAGAACACGGUGGCGGUGCAGCACCUCGCCGUUACCCCCGAACUGAGAGCUGUACCUCAGGAAAAGCAACAUUCUGUUGAUUUAAUUGAAAGGAAUAAUGUUUAUGGUGACACCAGACAUGAAGUUAACGUGUAUGUUAAGGUGUUCGCAAAUAGCCCAUUUCUAGUAUGUAUGGAUUUGGCUCGUUCUCAGGAAGAAGUAAUAGAUCCCAAGUAUUUGUGGAUUGGUCCAAAUGGAAGAAAUUUAGAAGGUCAAAUGUAUGUGAAUCUUACAGAAACAGGAAAGCUGAUGGUGAUGGGUUUUAAGGAGUCUAUGUCUGGAGCCUACACUUGCACACUUUCUCACAAAAUCGUAGAAGCUAUGACACAGGAAGAAAGAGAAGUGUUUGAGGCAUAUAAAUUCAUGGUAUAUGCAUACAGGGAAGCUGACCAUGCAUAUCAGGUAUUUGUUCGCUAUACUACAAAGGAAUGCGAGCUAGCAGCUAACGGCCAGUUCUUUGAAGAACUAAAGAAAAUCUUAAAUAGCAUCAUCUCUGACCUGACAUGUCACAUCACAGAGUCGUUCUACAAAUGCCAUUCUCUCAAGAUACCAAAGCAAGGCCUUCUGCACGAGCUAUUUGUUAGUUUUCAAGUCAACCCUUUUGCACCAGGAUGGGUAGAAGUUUGCCGCCAGGUUCUUUACGACUGUGAAGAUACGACAAACAUGAGACUUCAAGAGGCAAAAGAUCGAAUUGGAGAGUUUUUCAGGAAGCAGACCUACGCUCUGAAGCACGAGUUUCAAACUGUUCCUACAAUACACUACGUGGACAACAGUUUCUCAAUGACUCACGUUGACAGUUGUCGGCCCGGUUUUGGGAAAAACAGUAUCACCCACAAGAACUGCGCUAGUUGCUGCGUGGUUUGUGAUCCCGGAACUUACAGUCCUAACAACGACGUGACCUGCCAGAUUUGUACGAGGCCUCGAGUCAAAACGUACGGAGCAAGAUCUUGCUAAUAGAAGCUGGGAAACCAAAGAGCAGCUGUGAAAGCCUUAUCGGGUUUGUGAUGGUCUUCUGGAAUCCUACGUUCGUUUUUGAACAAUCACAAAACAUCAUCAUUCGUGCACCCCUAGAUUUUCUGUAUUCAGGGACCACUUAGACUGUAAAAAUGAUGCAUGCAAUGAAGCGUCCACGCAAGGUAAAGUAAUUCAAUGAAAAAAAAAAAAAAAAAAAAAAAAGUUUGUCAUGUUGUCACGUGGCUGUUAGUGCAGAGUCUGGUGACACCGGACGCACCACAGCUUUGUGCUGCAGUUUGCUCAGAGAACAUAAAGGAACCAUAAACAAUUCAGGGAAAGGCGGCAGAUAGCCGUAGUGGAAUUCUUUGCCCUAAUGACACGUGCCAGGAUCUGUGAGCAAGCUCUAGCAGAUAUUAAUAGAAGCUUCUAAUCUUUGUGAUUUAAAAACAUUAAAUGUCCUGCCCUUUGUUUUGCCCCGUUUCUGUCGCUGUGCCCAAAGUGUUCCAGCCAGUGCAGAAUCGCACAGUGCGCUCGUUAACAGACACCGACCUGCUCAGGACUUUCCGUCUUGCUCCGCCAGCGGGAGCUCUGCUGACGAGCAGACACCAGCAGAGGGGAAAGUGAAAUCGGGUCUCCGAGACAAGAGAGAGGGUUAAUAACAAGUCUUGCAGGCCAGCGGUCGGGAGAAUUGAGGAUCUGGCUUUGAUGGAUCUCUCCUUGUCCGCUGCUCCCCAGAAGGAAGCGGGUGUGUCCCGGGGGGGAAGCGGAGAGGCCGCGGAGCCUCCCCCGCCGGCUUCCUGCUGCAUCUUUCCCUUCAGCUGCAUCACAUCCUCGUGGCAGAGCCCUGCCGGCCCCAGGUGCUGGCCUGCACGAGCAGAUGAUCCUCUUACACCAGCUGCAAAUUCCCACCCAGUUCACCGGAUGAGUAACAAGUCAAGCUACAAAUCGCCAGAGCGCUGACAUAAUGGGAAAGUUCCCUUCCCAGAAG
Tyto alba (common barn owl) is the source of this 2008-nucleotide messenger RNA. It is a transcript of the gene ZPBP2, whose product is annotated as zona pellucida binding protein 2. Lineage: Eukaryota; Metazoa; Chordata; Aves; Strigiformes; Tytonidae. The record is from RefSeq and is a predicted model, not a curated record. Gene Ontology annotation, cellular component: acrosomal vesicle; extracellular region; zona pellucida receptor complex. Gene Ontology annotation, biological process: binding of sperm to zona pellucida; acrosome assembly. The transcript has 8 exons. The coding region runs from base 1 to 1020 and encodes 339 amino acids.